AUGCAGGACUACGAGCAUGCGGUGUCGUUCUUGGGGUCGUGGGGUCCGUUCCAGAAGAGGGUCUUCAUCCUCCUCUGCUUCCUCUCAUUCCCUUCCGGUUUCAACGUUAUGUCCGUCAUGUUCCUGCUGGCAGACCCCUCCCACCACUGCACUGUACCCCUCCACUGGAACCUGAGUCAGGACUGGGUCCAGGCCAGCAUCCCACUACAGCAGGUGAAUGGACACAAGGAGAAGAGCAGCUGCAGCCGCUACCCUCUGGACCUGAUCCAGAACCUGUCAGCGCUGGGGGUCCAGCCCGGCUGGGACCUAGACCUAAACCAGUCUGCUCUGGGAGGUGGUCCUGGUCCAGUGGGUCUGAGGGUGGAGGGCUGUGAGGAUGGUUGGAGCUACAGCGCUGAGUUCUACCAGUCGACAGUGGUCACUGAGUUUAACCUGGUGUGCUCUGACCAGUGGAAAAAGCCUCUCUCCUCUCUGGCUUACUUCGUGGGUGGAUUAUGUGGAUGUUUGUUUUCUGGACAGAUCUCUGACUGGUUUGGUCGUAAACCCGUCGUGUUCGGCUCCACCAUCAUACUCAGCGUCUUCAGCGCUGCCAUGGCGUUCGCUCCAUCAUGGCCAGUUUUCACGCUGCUCUACUUCGUGGUCGGCCUCGGUCAGAUCACCUCCUUCAUUGUGGCGUUUGUACUGGGUUCGGAGAUCCUGGUGGGCGGGCCCAGAGUCCUCUUCUCCUGUCUGUUUCUCCCGGUCUUCUACGUUGCCGGGGAGAUGCUGUUGCCUGGCACCGCAUACCUGGUCCGGAACUGGAGACACCUGUCGCUGGUCAUGGCAGUGCCAGGCCUCGCCUGCAUUCCCCUCUGGUGGUUGAUCCCAGAGUCUCCUCGCUGGUUGGCAUCCCGUGGUCGUCUCCAGGAGGCGGAGCUUGUGCUGAGGGCGGCAGCAUUGGAGAACCGGGUGGACGCCCCGAGUGUCAUCCUGCAGUCAGUUGAGAAAGCAGAACCUGAGAAGGCGGAGUCUCUGAGUUUCAUGGACCUGCUGAGGACCAAGAACGUCCGCUUCACCACCCUCAUUCUGUGGAUCGUCUGGUUCUCCAACACCGUCAGCUACUUUGGCCUGUCCUUCAACCUGUCCCAUCUCUAUGGAAACCCCUUCCUUAACUAUUUCCUGUUGUCGGCCGUUGAGUUGCCUGGCUACGUUGCCAGCUGGCUGGCGGCGCGCAGUCUUCCUCGCCGCCUACAGUUCAUCAUGUUUGCCCUGUUGGGUGCGCUAGCGCUGCUCCUCAUCCUCAUCACUAUGGACAGUCAACCAGCCGUGACCCUGACCCUGGUGCUUCUGGGUAAAUUUGGCGUCCUGGGCGCUGCCGGGGGGAUGUACAACUACACCGGUGAGCUGUAUCCGACUGGCAUCCGGAACACAGCGAUGUCGUCCUGCGCCAUGUUCGCCAGACUGGGCUCGGCGGUGUCUCCGUACCUGUUACUGCUGGCUGCGGUCGACCCCGUGGUGCCAUGGGUGGUGGUGGGUUCACUGUGUCUGCUCAGUGUCGUUCUCUGCAUCCUCCUCCCUGAGACAUUCAGGAAACCGAUGCCCGACAGCGUCCAGCAGAUGGGUCACAUCCAGAGGUUCAUGUUCCCAUGGUGCUCUGCUCCUCCAAAGGAUGAUGGGAAAUGGUCUAAAGAACAAACAACUGCGCCUGAGAUCAUCUGCACGACUCGACUAUAAGAUGAAUCUGAAACUAAAAAGGGAUGGAAAAACUGUACAUCAGACAAACACAGGCAUGAAGACAGGU
Molecule: messenger RNA, 1780 nt
Organism: Sphaeramia orbicularis (orbiculate cardinalfish)
Lineage: Eukaryota; Metazoa; Chordata; Actinopteri; Kurtiformes; Apogonidae
Product: solute carrier family 22 member 4-like
Exons: 11
Coding region: 1-1713 (570 amino acids)
Biological process (GO): transmembrane transport
Cellular component (GO): membrane
Molecular function (GO): transmembrane transporter activity
Source: RefSeq, a predicted model, not a curated record